Molecule: messenger RNA, 3981 nt
Organism: Camelus dromedarius (Arabian camel)
Lineage: Eukaryota; Metazoa; Chordata; Mammalia; Artiodactyla; Camelidae
Gene: HSPA13
Product: heat shock protein family A (Hsp70) member 13
Exons: 5
Coding region: 65-1477 (470 amino acids)
Cellular component (GO): cytoplasm; cytosol; plasma membrane
Molecular function (GO): ATP-dependent protein folding chaperone; ATP binding
Source: RefSeq, a predicted model, not a curated record
GGCAGCGUGGGGGCGGCGCCUCACGUCCUGUACAGUCAUCCCAAUCCUCUUCGGCGGGACUGUGAUGGCCGGAGAGAUGACGAUCUUAGGAUCAGCUGUUUUGACUCUCCUAUUGGCUGGCUAUUUGGCACAACAGUAUUUACCAUUGCCUACUCCUAAAGUGAUUGGCAUUGACCUUGGUACCACCUACUGUUCAGUCGGGGUGUUUUUUCCUGGUACAGGAAAAGUAAAGGUCAUUCCAGAUGAAAAUGGGCACAUCAGCAUACCCAGCAUGGUGUCCUUCACUGACGACGAUGUUUAUGUGGGGUAUGAAAGCUUAGAGCUGGCGGAUUCAAAUCCUCAGAACACCAUAUAUGAUGCUAAAAGAUUCAUAGGCAAGAUUUUUACCCCAGAAGAGCUAGAGGCUGAAAUUGGCAGAUACCCUUUUAAGGUUUUAAACAAAAAUGGAAUGGUUGAGUUUUCUGUGACAAGUAAUGAGACCAUCACCGUUUCCCCAGAAUAUGUGGGCUCUAGACUGUUGUUGAAGUUAAAGGAAAUGGCAGAGGAAUACCUUGGAAUGCCAGUUGCCAAUGCUGUUAUUUCUGUACCAGCAGAAUUUGAUCUAAAACAAAGAAAUUCAACAAUUGAAGCUGCUAACCUUGCAGGACUGAAGAUCUUAAGAGUAAUAAAUGAACCUACAGCAGCAGCUAUGGCCUAUGGCCUCCACAAAGCAGACGUCUUUCACGUCUUGGUAAUAGAUCUGGGCGGAGGAACUCUAGAUGUGUCAUUGCUGAAUAAACAAGGAGGAAUGUUUCUGACCCGAGCAAUGUCUGGAAACAAUAAGCUUGGAGGACAAGACUUCAAUCAGAGAUUGCUUCAGUACUUAUAUAAACAGAUCUAUCAAACAUAUGGCUUCCUACCAUCUAGGAAAGAGGAAAUCCACAGAUUGAGACAAGCUGUGGAAAUGGUCAAAUUAAAUCUGACUCUUCAUCAGUCUGCUCAGCUCUCAGUAUUACUAACAGUGGAGGAAAAGGACAGGAAGGAACCUCAGAGUAGUGACACUGAACUGCAGAAGGACAGACUUUCCCCAGCAGAUGGCCACCAGGUGAAGAGCACUGGAGAUAGCCUUUCUGAAAAGAAAAAUGGAGAAAGUCAGGUUUUGUUUGAAACAGAAAUAUCACGGAAGCUCUUUGACACCCUUAAUGAAGAUCUUUUCCAGAAAAUCCUCGUACCCAUUCACCAAGUGUUAAAAGAAGGCCACCUGGGAAAGACUGAGAUUGACGAGGUGGUUUUGGUUGGGGGCUCAACUCGUAUUCCUCGAAUCCGCCAGGUCAUUCAAGAGUUCUUUGGAAAGGAUCCCAACACGUCUGUAGACCCUGACCUGGCAGUGGUGACAGGAGUGGCUAUCCAAGCAGGGAUUGAUGGCGGCUCUUGGCCUCUGCAAGUCAGUGCUUUAGAAAUUCCCAAUAAGCAUUUACAGAAGACCAACUUCAACUGAAUUAUGAAGGAAUGGUUAUUUGUGACCUUGUCUGAUGAUCUCUUCCCCUUUAUCAGACCAUCUCCACCUAAUAAAUUCUCCAAAUAUCUCGCAAAUUUACCUAAAAGAUAACACUUAGAUAUAUGAAAUUUUAUGUAAUAUUUUGUUUUAGGAUUGAAUAUGACCAAAUUGAUCUUGUUUGGUUUUGGAGAGCUCCCAUUCCAACAAAUACUUCUAAAGUGAUAGAACUGAGGUAAAGCUCUUCUGGGAGCACAGGUGGCUGUAUUUUGGAUUCUGGAAAUAGAUAACCAUAUAACCAUAUGCACUUAAAAUUAUAUUCUGUAAACAUUGCCUAGUGCCAAUUACAGCAUUCCCAGUUCUUACUAAAUUGUAUUGACAGGAGCUGAUAAUUUAUACCUUUGGUUAUGACAUGUAACUCUGAAUUUGAACUAUACUUGAAGGACAGUGUUGAUGGCAGGUACUUACAUUGGGUGGGAGAGAGCAGUAUUUAUUGUUACUUUAAGCUGCAUAUAUAAUAUUCAUAACUGCCAUAUUAUAUAACAAAACGACUUUCACAAAUUCAGUAUCCCAUUAUGUGUCCUAUUCACAUAACCUACAUUCUCCAGAUUUUUAAAAUAUAUUUAUUGGACCAAUUUAUUUUGUUUCUGAAAUAGCUACAGAUUUAUUCAAAUAUUUCAACACCAGACAGUAGAAAUGCCUAACUUAUAUUUUAGUUCCUUCAUCUGCUUGCAUCUUCUCUGCUUGGAUUUCCAUGAUUCUGCCUGUUUAGAAAACAAUAGCAAAUUAUUAAUUGCAUUUUAGAAAUGUGUUGAUGUCACAAUAAAGCCGUCAUUACUACCAAUUUUUUGUUAUUUAAGACCUUUGCGGACAUUGAUAAACAGCAGUAAUCAGCUACAAUAUAUUUAUUUCUUUUACAUUUUUGUUUCAUUGUUUGUUUUCAGUAAACCGUAGAGAAUUUAGCUGGCAUUUGAUUCAGUUUUACUGAGUUUUUUUCCCCAUACUUAGUUUUAAAUGAGGAAAUUGUACUCAUUUAUAAAUACCUUCCUUGUUUCCUACCAUCAAUUAAAAAUAGUUACAGACUUGGGCUAUUUUUAGCCUUAAGGUUAGUGUGUCAUGAGAGCAGAAAAUUUGUGAAUACUGGAAGUAACGUGGAAAUCUAAUGUGGAAUGCAAUGUGAAAAAAAGGUCCACAAAUCAGCUUGGUAGCAGUUUUGUGUUUUGGUUUGUUUCCUUUUAGGAAAGCUACAAAAACCAAGAAAGAAAAUGAAGCAGUUUUAUUUCUGUGAUGCCCCUGUUAUUUAAAGCUUUUUUUUUUCUAUAAUAGAGGCAUAUUUCCUAUCAAUAUUCAAAAAUUAUACUCUGGUCAACAUUUUUGUUAGUAUAAAAUAUAUCUGCUUUAUCCAUUGUUGAGUUUGAAAGGAUGUUAAAUUUCCAAUCAAAGAAAAGGAAAAGUGAACAAAGUGAUUUCAGCAACAUCAAAACAUUUCAGCUUCUCAUAUAAAAAGCUGAGUGGUUUUUGCAGAUCUAAAGAAUGUUUCUUAGUAAUGAAAUUGCUGUUAAAAGAAUUUUAAUCAAAUACUUUUGUGUAUGAAAAUACGUGUAGUAGGUAGAUAUUAAAAUAUAGAAUGUCUGUUGACAUGUUUUAUUUUAGAACUAAUGGAGAAAUGCCAAAGAGGAAUCCUUCACUGCAUUAUGAAAAUAUUCAGGUGUUCUCUUGGACGUCAUAGAAAUCUUCAAUAAGUUUCAGAAUAGAAAAAGAUCUUUUUGCAAAGGUCUUUAAGAGAAAAGUAUUCAAUUUUUCAAAAUCUCCAUAUAUAGUAUCAGUUUUAACCUAAAGCAUUUUAAGAUUUUUUAAAGUUUGAAUUUCUCAAGUAUAAGGUAGUUCAGGACAAUCUAUUAACACUUUAGAGGAAACAAUUUGCAAAACAGGGCAGCUAAUCUCAUACACUAAAAUUGGAAUUUAAGUAAUUGUGUCUAAAAAAUAGAUUGGCAGUGUUGGAAUUUGAAGGCAAUUGUUUAGCAUAUUCUCUAGUAUAGUUACACCUUUAAAAAAAUGAAGUAAAGUCUGUCUUUAAUUAUAUUUUAGGGGGCUAUAUAAAUGUAUAUAUAGUCUUGAAAUCAGUGUAGUUUAUUUAUUUAAAAGGUAAAAAUGCAUCCUACAAGGGAUUAUGUAUGCAUAAUAAUCUGAAAACAUUUUUCAUAAAACAAACAAUACAUUUUGGUUGUACAUCUUGCUAGUGUUUUUUGAAGUACAUAACUUUUAAAAUAUUAACUGUCUUGUAUGAUUAGUAUAUGUGAAUGAAUAAUUUAUUUUGUGUCAGGGGUGUUUUGGUACUUACUGUGUUUUGACUUGAACCACUGAUGUAUCAGCAGAUAACUACUGUGUAUAACAUGUUCUGAAGAUCAUAGUUAUUGUGCUUAACAGAUUGUGCCUCUUAAAUUUGUGUGUACAGGUAAUUCACCUUUUAAUGUAAAUAAAUACGACUUUGCAGUUUGGUUUUUAAA